Lactuca virosa is the source of this 634-nucleotide messenger RNA. Lineage: Eukaryota; Viridiplantae; Streptophyta; Magnoliopsida; Asterales; Asteraceae. The record is from the annotation of a GenBank genome assembly.
AAAAAAACUACCCCUGCCAUCGCACCAACAGUGAACCACAAUCCACUUUCCAACCUCCACAACCCACCUGACCGUCGUCUCCACCAUCUCUCUGGCUUCGCACUACUUUUUCGGUAACGAUUCCACACGAUGAUCCAUCGUUGCCUCUCUCUCUCUCUCUCUCUCUCUCUCUCUCUCUACCCAAACAUCUUACCACCACACAUCGUCACUGACACCACCGUCGUUGCUGCCCCCACUUCCGCCAGCAACCGGCGCCCAAGCGUUGAUGGUAUCCCUGGUAUGGUCCUCACUGGAAAAGGAUCAUUAAUCUGGCCAUUGCACCACAAACCGCCUCAGAGCGCCUCUUAUCACCGUCUCCAAGCAUUAUCUGCCCUCGCACCGAUCGGACGCUUGGCAUUUGAUUGUUGGUUGAAAUCCACCACCCAUGUAGGGAAAUCAAUAUUACUAAGCCUUGAAAUUGUUGAUGGCUUGGAUUUUACAUUCAGAUGUUGUUUGGUUUAUAAAGGUAUAUGCAGGUUUGUGCAUCUGUGGGAUAAUAACAAGUACCCACAGUAACAAGUGAGAGUUGGUAUCAACAUCUACAGGGGUGUGUAUAUUUGUGUAUAUUUCUGGUCUACCAAUUUUUAUAAUUAAC